Pan troglodytes (chimpanzee) is the source of this 3357-nucleotide messenger RNA. It is a transcript of the gene ZDHHC11, whose product is annotated as zinc finger DHHC-type containing 11. Gene Ontology annotation, biological process: protein targeting to membrane; peptidyl-L-cysteine S-palmitoylation. Gene Ontology annotation, cellular component: Golgi apparatus; endoplasmic reticulum. The transcript has 14 exons. The record is from RefSeq and is a predicted model, not a curated record. Lineage: Eukaryota; Metazoa; Chordata; Mammalia; Primates; Hominidae. The coding region runs from base 523 to 1716 and encodes 397 amino acids. Gene Ontology annotation, molecular function: protein-cysteine S-palmitoyltransferase activity.
UAGAGGACCAGGGAGGAGCCACCAAAGGCAGCGCAGAGCCACUGUAUCAUGGACGUUCACGACUGCAAGAACGAAGAAUUGCUAACUACUUCUCAAUGUCUCUCUUCUCAAAGAAAUACAUUUAAUAUCAACUUCAUUUUCUGAAGAUUUUUUCCCAAAGAGACAACAAGGACUUUGAGCGAGGCAUAACGUGGCGAAGCUUCCUAACCCUCCUCUGUAGAGACCGCCCAGCCCCUGAAGAUCAACCCCCCACCCCGUAGCGGCCGCUGAGUGUCUUUCACUGCCCCUCCGUGACACCACGUCCCUCCCGCCCCUGCCGCCCUCCCCACCUGACUGGCCAGGAGCAGCUGCAGCGUGUUCAGAACCUCCCAGCCACUGUCCACCCGGGCGGAGACCCCAGCCCCGAGUGGCUGGAUGGGCUUCCCUGUCCUGUGGAAGGGGAGACACACAGGACCUGUGAAGUGAGCUCUCGGGUCCUGGAAGCCUCUCGGGGAGGAUCUGGCAGGUUUCAGUGUUGCAGCAAUGGACACUCGCUCCGGGAGCCAGUGUUCCGUCACCCCAGAAGCCAUACUCAACAAUGAAAAGCUGGUCUUGCCACCCCGCAUCUCCAGAGUGAACGGCUGGUCGUUACCCCUGCACUACUUCCAGGUGGUGACCUGGGCUGUCUUCGUGGGCCUUUCCUUGGCCACCUUCGGGAUCUUCAUUCCCCUCCUGCCUCACUCGUGGAAAUACAUCGCCUACGUGGUGACCGGGGGGAUCUUCUCCUUCCACCUCGUCGUCCACCUGAUUGCCUCCUGCAUCGACCCGGGUGACUCCAAUGUCAGACUCAUGAAGAACUAUUCUCAGCCCAUGCCCUUCUUCGACAGAUCAAAACAUGCACAUGUGAUCCAGAAUCAGUUCUGCCACCUGUGCAAGGUCACCGUGAACAAGAAAACCAAACACUGCAUUUCCUGCAAUAAGUGUGUGUCUGGCUUCGACCACCACUGCAAAUGGAUCAACAACUGCGUGGGAAGCCGGAAUUACUGGUUCUUCUUCAGCACUGUGGCCUCGGCCACAGCUGGCAUGCUCUGCCUGAUUGCCAUCCUGCUGUACGUCCUCGUCCAGUACCUUGUGAACCCCAGGGUGCUCCGCACGGACCCCAAGUAUGAAGAUGUCAAGAAUAUGAACACGUGGCUGCUGUUCCUCCCCCUGUUCCCGGUGCAGGUGCAGACCCUGAUAGUCGUGAUCAUCGGGAUGCUCGUGCUCCUGCUGGACUUUCUUGGCUUGGUGCACCUGGGCCAGCUGCUCAUCUUCCACAUCUACCUGAAGGCCAAGAAGAUGACCACCUUUGAGUAUCUCAUUAAUACCCGCAAAGAAGAGAGUUCAAAACAUCCAGCAGUGAGGAAAGAUCCAUACGUGCAAAUGGACAAAGGAUUUCUCCAGCAAGGAGAUGGCGCCCUGGGCUCAUCUGCACAGGGAGUCAAGGCCAAGAGCUCCCUGCUGAUUCACAAGCACUUAUGUCACUUCUGCACUUCAGUAAACCAGGAUGGGGAUUUGACGGCACGGGAAGCGGAUGAAGACCCGUAUCCAUCUGCACUUGGAGCCAAGGCCAGGAACUCCCUGCUGAUUUGCAGGCGCCUGUGUCAGUUCUCCACUCGUGUACACCCAGACGGGGGCUCGAUGGCACAGGAAGCAGAUGAUGCCCCGAGUACAUCUACACUUGGGCUGCAACAAUAAACAACAGAGCCCAUGAAAACCGACAGUGCUGAAAGUGAAGACUGAGAUUCAGGAGCUGAGCUGCCCCUGUGAUCCAGGUCUUCCACCCUGAAACCCCACCCUCCAUCAAGGUCCUGCCUGUAGAGUGUACCUUGCAAAGCCUCCUGCUCCUACCCAUGCUACAGGCCAGGAACCAGAGCCCAUCAUCUCAGAGGCCCCUGGAUGUCCUUCGAAGGAACCAGGACCCUCAGAGCCCAGCAUCCAUCUCUGUCAUCAUCUUCAUCACACCCAAAGAAGAGCCAGCCUUGCAGGAGGAUUUACAUCUCUGGGAUGAUGGGCUGCCAGCAACUGCAGAGGAUGCAGCCACCUGCUUAACUGUGCUGUCCAGCCAGCCAGCCAGCCAGCCAGCUGCAGGGCCUCUUGCUGCUUAAGAAGAGCUGAUGGGCCGGGCAUGUUGGCUCACACCUGUGAGCACAGUACUGAGAAAUGGGAGCACAGUACUGGGAAUUGGGAGCACAGUAUUGGGAAUUGGGAGCACAGUACUGGGAAAUGGAAGCACAGUACUGGGAAAUGGGGGCUCACAGCACUGCAAAAUGGGAGCACAGUACUGGGAAGUGGGAGCACAGUACUGAGAAGUGGGAGCACAGUACUGGGAAAUGGGAGUACAGGACUGAGAAAUGGGAGCACAGUACUGUGAAAUGGGAGCACAGUACUGUGAAAUGGGCAUACAGUACUGAGAAAUGGGAGCACACAGUACUGGGAAAUGGGAGCAUAGUACUGGGAAAUGGGAGCCCACAGUACUGGGAAACGGGAGCUCACAGUACUGGGAAAUGGGAGCACACAGUACUGGGAAAUGGCAGCAUAGUACUGGGAAAUGGGAGCACAGUACUGGGAAAUAGGAGCAUAGUACUGGGAAACCCCAGACCUGGAUUCUCAGUUUUUCAGCCUAGCCCAGACUUCUUAUCUUAGUAGACAAAAAGAGUCAAUACCAGAGAACCAGAAGCAUCCUCUGUAUUUUAAUGAACUCUGCAUUUUAGUCUGUUUAGUAGUCAUAUUUUAAAAGAUAAUCAGUUUUCCACAUAUAUCUAUAAGUUACUACAUGCAUUGGGCUGUUUUUGUGUUUCUGUAAAGAAAUACCUGAGGCUGGGUAACUUAUUUAAAAACAUAGGUUAAACUGGCUCACAGUUGUGCAGGCUGUAUAGGAAGCUUGGUGCUGGCAUCUGCUUGGCUUCUGGUGAGGCCUCAGGAAGCUUCCGUCAUGGCUGAAGGUGGGGUGAGAGCCAACACAUCAUGUAGUAAGAGCAGGAGCAAGAGAGAGUGGUGGGGUUGAGGGAGCACCAUACAUUUUUAAAUGACCAGAUUUCAAGUGAACUACCAGAGCAAGGACUCACUCAUCACCAAGGGGAUGGCACUAAAUUAUUUAUGAGGAACCUGCUCCCAUGAUUCAAACACCUCCCACCAGGCCCCACCUCCAACACUGGGGAUUACAUCUCAACAUGGGAUUUGGAGGGGACAAACCUCCAAGCUAUAUCAUUCCAUCCCUGGUCCCUCAAAUCUCAUGUCCAGGUCACCUUGCAACAUAUAAUCAUCCCUUCUCAAUAGUCUCUGAAAGUCUAAACUCAUUCCAGGAUCAACUCAAUCAAAAAUGCCAAGUCCAAAGUC